Messenger RNA from Sesamum indicum (sesame), 2327 nucleotides. It is a transcript of the gene PUT5, whose product is annotated as Amino acid permease family protein. Gene Ontology annotation, biological process: transmembrane transport. Gene Ontology annotation, molecular function: transmembrane transporter activity. The record is from RefSeq and is a predicted model, not a curated record. Gene Ontology annotation, cellular component: membrane. Lineage: Eukaryota; Viridiplantae; Streptophyta; Magnoliopsida; Lamiales; Pedaliaceae.
AUCUUGAAUCAUCAUGUGGAUAUUUGACUUUUCCUGAAUCAUAUGCCCAUCAACUCUCUCUCUCUCUCUCUCUCUGUCUCCUCUGUGAGUAUGGGUGAGGAGGGAAUGAAGAAUGAUUGCAAGAACGCUGGAAACGAAAAGGGUAGUUCAAAGCUGACAAUACUACCUCUGAUUGCCCUGAUUUUCUACGAGGUUUCCGGGGGUCCAUUUGGUGUUGAAGAUUCAGUCAGAGCAGGCGGCGGUCCUCUUCUAUCUCUGCUCGGUUUCUUGAUUUUCCCUUUCUUUUGGAGCAUCCCCGAAGCUCUAGUCACGGCGGAGCUCGCCACGUUUUUUCCGGCGAACGGCGGCUAUGUGCUCUGGAUAUCAUCGGCUUUCGGCCCUUUUUGGGGAUUCCAAGAAGGGUUCUGGAGAUGGUUCAGUGGGGUGAUGGAUAACGCCCUUUACCCGGUACUCUUUCUUGAUUACUUGAAGCAUUCAUUUCCAAUCCUUAGCAAUACAAUUGCUAGGAUUCCAGCUCUGUUAGGGAUCACUCUUUCAUUGACAUACUUGAACUAUAGAGGUCUGCACAUUGUCGGAUUUUCAGCUAUUUUGCUUGCCUGUUUUUCGCUGCUCCCGUUUGCUGUCAUGGCUGUUAUCUCAAUUCCUCGAAUUAGGCCUAGACGAUGGCUUGUUGUCGACUACGGGAAGGUAGAAUGGAGAGGGUACUUCAAUAGCCUGUUUUGGAAUCUGAAUUAUUGGGAUAAUGCAAGUACAUUGGCUGGGGAGGUUGAGAAUCCGAGUAGAACGUUUCCGAGGGCGCUGUUGGGUGCUGUCGUUUUGGUUGUUUGUUCGUAUUUGGUUCCGUUGCUUGUCGGCACUGGGGCUGUGGAAACGGAUUCAGGCGAGUGGAGUGCCGGUUAUUUUGCGCAAAUUGGGAUGUUGAUUGGGGGGCCUUGGCUGAAAUGGUGGAUUCAGGCGGCUUCUGCAUUGUCGAAUAUGGGGAUGUUUGAAGCUGAAAUGAGCAGUGAUGCUUAUCAGCUUCUGGGAAUGAGUGAGAUAGGGAUGCUCCCUUCUAUAUUUGCUUCCAGAUCAAAAUACGGGACACCCACAUUCAGCAUUCUGUGUUCAGCAACCGGCGUGAUCUUCCUGUCGUGGAUGAGUUUUCAGGAAAUCCUCGAAUUCCUCAACUUCCUCUACGCUGUCGGAAUGCUACUUGAGUUUGCAGCUUUCAUCAAACUAAGAAUAAAGAGGCGAGAUCUACACAGACCGUACAAAAUCCCAUUGGAAACAUUCGGUGCAACGAUCCUCUGCUUGCCUCCUGUUUCGUUGCUCGUUCUCGUCAUGUGUCUGGCUUCCCCAAAGACUUAUUUAGUUAGCAGUGCAGUAAUCAUCCUAGGAUUUGCCUUGUACCCGACCCUGAUUCAUGCAAAAAAUCAGAAGUGGAUCGAUUUCAAUACAGACGUUACAUUAAGGCCGUCUGAUGAUGAUCUCGAAGGACAACCAAUGGUGUCAGAAGAGCAUCAUGUCAUGAGCGAUGAAGCAUCUCACCGGCUUUUAUCGGAUCUGCCCUCAUCAACCACAAGCCACGCAUCCCAUAUUUCACUGUCGGAGGCUGCAAAGUUGGAAUAGAAGGCAGUUUGUGUACCACGGUUACAUUUACAUGCCUUAGUAAAUACAAAGCGAACCCAGUGCUAAUUGUUUUUUGUUAACCAUCCCAUGUAUUCAUAGCAUUUUGGAUUUUGGUUUACUUUCUGAUCUCAUGUUCCUUUUGAGCAGUAUGGGUAGUUGGAUUACCUUGAAGGUAUAAAUUGUAGGAAUUGAAGUGCAGACGAAGAAAGAGGAAGAGUAGGAAGGAGAAGAGGAGGAGUAGGAAGGAGAAGAGGAGGAGGAGGAGUCACUAUCAUUCAGAUGAUGAUUCUUCUGAUAAUUAUGCUGAUCUGCGGCAUAAAAGGAGGAGCAGGAAGGCACAUUCAGACUCUGAUUCCGACGUCAGUGCUUCAAAUGAUUCGCGAGUGGGUAGGGGCAAGAAGCGGUAUGAGAAGAAGAGCAGGAUGCAUCGCCAUGAAGAGGACUAGCUUCUACAGUGGGUGAUAUGUCUUGUGCUUUUAAGGUUCCUCUAAACUGCUGCUAAGUGUGCCCUAUUCAAUCUUUAAUCUGGUGGUUGAUGAGCUUUUUGAUGAAAACCACUUUAGCUUAGUGGACAAUGCAUUAGUUUGGUGCAUGUGAGGUUUUUCAGUUUGGUGUAAUAUAUCAUUUUAAUUGCUUUGUUCUUCUGGUUGUAAGAAUUCUGAUAUUUACUGAGUAUGUUAUAUGUAAUUCCGACAUGUGAUCGGUCCUGUUAGUUGAAA